This is a messenger RNA of Guillardia theta CCMP2712, 975 nucleotides long. RefSeq lists its product as hypothetical. The record is from RefSeq and is a predicted model, not a curated record. Bases 1 to 975 code for a protein of 324 amino acids. Gene Ontology annotation, cellular component: Ino80 complex. NCBI's taxonomy places the organism in Eukaryota, Cryptophyceae, Pyrenomonadales, Geminigeraceae. The transcript is spliced from 16 exons.
AUGCCUGUGAAAGAUGGGCUGCAUUAUCGUCUAAUUUUGCUGCAGCUUAAGUGGAGAUGCCAUGUCGUCAUCAAGCUCAACGGCCAGCGGACUGAGCGAUGCAAGUGUACGCUUCCGAUCGAGUUUCGCAAGAAGUUCUUUAAGAAGAAGGAGAUUAGCGCCGAUCUUCCAAUCUCAAUCCCGAAGCUGAAGAUCAAGCUCCCCACUCAAGCUGCUACGAAAUCAGACUUGCCGCGAUACAAAGUCUGGCCCAAGGUGCAUGGAGUUCCAUUCCCGGGUCGAAGCAACCCUGUCAGCAUUGUUAUCAAGCUUGCUAUCCCCGGCGCAUGGGAAGACAGCUCUGAAACGAUCAAGCAAACACCUCGCUCCAGCGAUGAGUACAACCCGGACGCAGACGUGGCAGAGCAAGAGGAUGAGCUUUCGGACGAGAUCUCUGAUGGCAACGACAGCGUCUCGAGAUCUUCAAAACAAUCAAGCAGGCGUAGUCGCGAACACGACAUGCUAGCGCUGCCCAUGAUGAAAGAGAAGAGCGAAAGGAAGGAAGCAGAUCCGAUGACCCUCGCAAGACGAGCUGGUGCUGCCCUCAGGAACUUGUUGAGAGUGUGUGAUCUCUCGCACAGAACAUCUGCGAAGACGAAAGGAGCAAUCGAACAAGUCAGGGAGAAAGAUGAGAAGACAGCAUCGACGAUAGAGAGAAUCCUGAAUGCGGAGGGACAGUCUACCAGGAAACGAGAACGCGAAAAGAAGAAGGAUCAGGAGCCGUCUACAGUGGCGAGGAAGGAGCGGAAGUGUGGGUCCAUUGGGCCGCACAUAAGGUGCAUCUCAAACGCGGAGGGCAUGACAGUCUCGGUGUCCAAGGACUGCGUCGCGCAGGAUGCUCCUCUUCUCUUCCCUGUGCCGCAAGAGAGGCAGAAAGGCCUCUACACUGAGCCACCUGCCCUCGUUGAGGUUCCAUGGUGGGCCCUUGAGCCUUGA